AUGUUUACAAUUGGGCAUGUGUAUCGAUUGGAUGAGCUCAGGUCGGCCUUUACAGAUCACGGCCGUGGGUAUGGCGGUCGUACGCCCUUAAUGCACGCAGCUAUUAAAGGAGAUGUGAGAGAGGCCCGUAAUAGACGAGGGUAUGUUCAGCAGUUCGACAUGAUGGGCUGCACUGCGCUGAUGUAUGCCGCUGCGGGCAACUGGCCGGAUGUGAUAAAGGUGCUGAUCAUCGACGAAAGGCAGAUGAAGAUGAGAUGCCCCGUUAUUAUCUCUGGCUACGUCUUAGCUAAUGUAACAGCUUUAAUGAUAGCUGCGGCAAACAACGCGACAGCUGCUGUAGAGCUUCUAGCAGAGUAUGAAAGUAGAUUGAGGGAGACACGGUGCUUUCUUACUGCCCUAAUGAUAGCUGCAAUCGUGGGGGCUGUGAACUGUGUCACACUAUUAGUUGACAAAGAGGGUGGACUGCAAGAUAGAAAUGGGAAGACCGCCUUAAUGUACGCAGUGGAGCACUCGAACUACUCGUGUAUCGAUUGCCUUUGGGAUAAGGAGAGAGGAAUGGUAGAUGCAGAUGGUCAAUCGGCUCUUCAUAUAGCAGCGAGAGUCGGACAUGUUCCGUCUUUCCAUGCGGUAGCACAAUACGAAGCAUCAAUCCACGGAGAAGAUGUGAGAGCAAUGCUGCUCAACAAUAAAUUGGGCAUAGAUGAUGACAAGAAGACGGAGCUCUUGGUGCACCUUGCCACCUUUUGCUGA
Giardia duodenalis is the source of this 750-nucleotide messenger RNA. Its product is annotated as Ankyrin repeat protein 1. NCBI's taxonomy places the organism in Eukaryota, Fornicata, Diplomonadida, Hexamitidae. The record is from RefSeq and is a predicted model, not a curated record. Gene Ontology annotation, molecular function: protein binding. The coding region runs from base 1 to 750 and encodes 249 amino acids. The transcript has a single exon.